UCAUGAAGAAUUGCAUUAUUUGUGUAUCCUGUAUCCUUUGGAUAUCAUAUAAAGCACGAAUCUCUAAUCCCGUACCUUUCUACCAGUCUUACAACGCACGCUAAAUACACUCGCCAAGUUCCAAACACAGAUCUCAGCGUACUAUCUCCUACCAUGUCUCUUAGGCUCAAGGCGGAUUCUUUCCGCAUGAAGAUAAAGAACGUAAGGCACAAGCUCUCUUCCAGUCCCAGCGAAGCCAAGUCUAUUGGAAUCCAACCCAAUGGGGUCCAAACCAACGAAAUCCCAUCCCAGCGCUUUUCUUUCCAAACGCCGUGCAGUUCACCCAGCGCGGGCUUGGGUAACCUCCAUAUCAACAGCGCGGAGAAACAAGAUCAUCGUCCUUCCCUUCGCGGAGGCAAGGUCAAGGAAUCUGGGUCUGGCACGGCUUAUUACCCAAACCAGGGCUUCAAGAGAAAGGACAGAGAAGACAGCCCAGCCCACUCGGGUGCUAGAAAUACUCGUCCCACGAGCGACAUUUCUAAUGACCGUGCCAAGAAGAUCCCUAAGAUCACCCCUUGGCAAGAAACCCUCUUAAAAGAUUCCAAUUGUGAGCUCCUUGAAGAGGAUAAUGAACAAGCUGUCCGCUUGAACAAAGAGAUGCUUGAAAACUUAGAGAGCCUAUGGUCCGCGAAGAACGAUGAUCUGUAUGAACCUGAAGACGAGCGACCAGAUCAACCAAGAACCUGGUCCGGUAUUAAAUCCACGUUUGCGGAUCGUGACUCCGAUAGCGACUUAAGCUACUACACAGACAAGAAUCCUAUCGAGGACCACAAAUUCAAGGAAUGGUCAGAUUAUGACCUCGACCUUCAACGUAAGGUCAUCGAAAAGUACAACAAAGGAGACAGACUCUGGACCAAGAGAGGACUUCGUAUUCUCGAGGACGAGAUUAAAGGGGGAAACUCUUCCAUCGGUAUACCUGCGUAUGCUGGAGACGGUGAAUUCGUCGCGAAAGAGGAUGACUUAUCAGAUCACAAGAUCGUAGCGGAAUUCCAUGGCUACCAGGCCCUAGCAUGCCCACCUGCCACCCGACCCGACAACAUGCCGUACAGGUCCAUGUCACUCAAAACCAUCAAGUACGACCAUGAGGAUAAUAUGGCCGAAAGUGACCGUUAUGUCUGGCGCAAUUGCUACAAAAGGGUAUGGAGGAGUAACCCGAUAGCCUUCCAACUGUACUCGAUGUUCAUGCGGCUGCCUCUACCGCCCAUCGACAAGAUUAUAUGCUUCGACUUCGGCCCCAUCGCCCUCAGAUGUGACGAGCCAGGGUGUAUGACGUCGAGGGGCAUCUACCGCCACCUGGCAGCUCUGACGUUAUUGGAGUGCCUGCGCAAGCGCUUCGGUAACUCCGUACGUCUGCUCGCGCAAGACCCCAAGUACCAUCCAGACUGCGUCCGGAUGCUGCCCGAGAACGGGUUCGAGAUCGUGGGUAUGCACGGCGCCGCCGGCCUCGCCGAGAUCGAUGACCGCACCUUGGUCUUCGCCCCCAACCCGUCAUUCUGUCUGAAGGAGAUCGUGGCCGAUAUCGCGCAGCCCGCGGCCAUGUUCUGGAACACGGUGCUGACGCCUGAGGAGGCGGAUCUCAAAACUAGGUCCAAGACCGCGGAAUGUCUGAACGAUAACAUAUUAUCUUGUUACUUCCAGUACGUCUAUUUUCUCUUUCAUCCCGUAUUCCAAUUUUCUGGGUACACUUGGUCCAAUUUUUGUAUUCCCUACCUUAUAUCCCCGGUAGACAAACCCGACUUCCCCCAAACCAUCCCUAAACCACGAAAUCUGACGCCGAUGUCAACGCUAACCUGUCAAACAGCACACCCCUAGCAGACCCCGACUCGCCGCGCGUGCGAGAACUCGUUCGAAAUUACGACAAGCACCUGUUCCCGCUGAACAACCUCUUCGGCGAUUGCGCACUGUACACGCGCUCCAGCGCUAGCGUCCCAAGGCCCGAGGAGAGCAAAGAGCCACUGUCUAAAGUGCCCGCGUCUAAGCUGCCCGCGUCGAAGAAGCCGUCGACUUCCGCUACUGCCGUUGUCGAUUUCGGUGCUCCCGUCGAUGCCAAGAAGCUGAACAAGUCCUGGAGAUUCUAGGAGGACGAGGGCGAGGAGGUCGUGCUGCCUAAACACAACGGCAUCGGCAUAUUUCAGCCGCCUCCGGAGUGGGGACGGACGCCGGUGAGCAGGGAAGAGAAAGAAGAAAAGAAAGUGAAAGUGGAAGUGAAAGAGGAAAGGGAAGCGGAGGAGGGUUUGGAGAAUUGUUAUCGUGGGAUGGGGUAUAGCUUCUAGUCUAGUCUCCGCCCUUUAAGAGGGCGUUGAGUUCGGAUUGGGGAGUUUGGCGUUAGAAUGCAUGGGCUACGUUAGCCAUCGAGGCUUACAUCAAUUAGUUGGUCUAGGCGUAUAAAUACCUAGGCGUAAGGAUUCGGCUUUGCAGUCGUUAAAGCCUGUUGUCCGUAGACUGGAGGAGUUGGUCAAUUAGAGAAUAAACGAAGAUCCCACUCCCACCCUCCUAUGAAAUUUAGCAAAUGAAUCGAAGCACUAGAAUUGUA
Molecule: messenger RNA, 2572 nt
Organism: Annulohypoxylon truncatum
Lineage: Eukaryota; Fungi; Ascomycota; Sordariomycetes; Xylariales; Hypoxylaceae
Exons: 2
Coding region: 154-1851 (565 amino acids)
Source: RefSeq, a predicted model, not a curated record